Molecule: messenger RNA, 664 nt
Organism: Cucurbita moschata (crookneck pumpkin)
Lineage: Eukaryota; Viridiplantae; Streptophyta; Magnoliopsida; Cucurbitales; Cucurbitaceae
Product: 60S ribosomal protein L36-2-like
Exons: 4
Coding region: 119-451 (110 amino acids)
Biological process (GO): cytoplasmic translation
Cellular component (GO): cytosolic large ribosomal subunit; ribosome
Molecular function (GO): structural constituent of ribosome
Source: RefSeq, a predicted model, not a curated record
AGAUCCUUUGGAUACCCGGCACUCGUCAAUAUCUCCUUAUAAAGGAAAGCUUCUGAAACCCUAGUUCUUCAGCUUCGCUUGCCUCCGAUCACUUGGUUUUAGUCCGUCCGAGAAGGCAAUGGCUCCGAAGCAGCCGAAUACUGGUCUCUUCGUGGGACUUAACAAAGGGCACAUUGUUACAAAGAAAGAGUUGGCCCCGCGCCCCUCUGAUCGUAAAGGAAAAAGCAGCAAGAGAGUUCUCUUUGUGAGGAGUUUGAUCCGGGAAGUUGCUGGUUUUGCACCAUAUGAGAAGAGAAUCACUGAGCUUCUUAAAGUUGGAAAGGACAAGAGAGCACUAAAAGUGGCCAAGAGAAAGUUGGGAACUCACAAGAGAGCUAAGAAGAAGAGAGAGGAGAUGUCCAGCGUUCUCCGCAAGAUGAGAGCUGGUGGAGGCGGUGAGAAGAAGAAAUGAAACGCGUGUGGUUAAUUUUGAAGAAACAUGGUUUUAGAUUGUUAUGUUUGUUAUCCAAAAUCUUCAAUGGAUUCUUAAUCCUUAUUUUAGAUGAGUUAUGAUGGCAUGUAUUAGAACUUGUAAGUCUUCUUUUUGGAAGGAAACUUGCGGCCAUUUGUAUCUCUUUUGAUAUAAUUGCCAUUAGCUUCUUACAAGGAAUGCAGCCUUUUUUUU